This is a messenger RNA of Austrofundulus limnaeus, 1846 nucleotides long. RefSeq names its product oxidoreductase NAD-binding domain containing 1 (gene oxnad1). The coding region runs from base 140 to 1075 and encodes 311 amino acids. Gene Ontology annotation, molecular function: oxidoreductase activity. The record is from RefSeq and is a predicted model, not a curated record. The transcript is spliced from 8 exons. Gene Ontology annotation, cellular component: mitochondrion. Lineage: Eukaryota; Metazoa; Chordata; Actinopteri; Cyprinodontiformes; Rivulidae.
GAAGAAGUCCUCACGCGCAAGACCGGCUAAUUUGUCAUGUAAUCAUAACAUGACGAAGGUUGUCAUAGGUUUAAUGGAAAAAUAUAUGACAGGAAUUUGACUGAAACCCAGUGUCGUCUUUUUAGGAACCCAGGUAGAGAUGAAUGUCACCUGUGGGUUUGUGUCCGCCGCUGUUCGAAAUUUCACCCCACGGAGYCCUGCCGGUGUUCGGUUCUGCUGGCAGCUGCUGGGCCCCGGCUCCACCACCAGAAGAAACAUGUCCUCCAAAAGACAAGUGGACCAUCUAGAAAGGACAGCGAGCAACUACAGACAAAAUGCUCUGUAUCCAGCUCAAGUAUGUGGAAUCGUGAAUGAGUCAGAAACGGUAAAACGACUGAGAAUAUCCGUCCAUCCAGACUUCACCUUCAAAGCUGGACAGUGGGUAGAUUUCUUCAUCCCUGGUGUGGACAAGGUUGGGGGUUUCUCCAUGUGUUCCAGCCCGGGUYUGCUGCAGCAAGAGGGGGUCAUCGAACUGGCCAUUAAAUACACCAAACACCCCCCGGCACACUGGGUCCACACCAUGUGUACRGUUGGCUCCCGAGUGGCGAUGCGUGUCGGUGGAGACUUCUUCUUUGACCCGUCACCUUCUGMUCCCCCUGUGGACUUACUGUUAGUGGCUGGUGGCGUAGGGAUCAACCCCCUCUACUCGGUUCUGUUGCACACCACAGAUCUGCUGCGUCUCAAUCAAGCUUCAGGUGGUCGGGACUACAGCAUCGGCUCCGCCCACAUCUGUUACAGCGCCAAAAACACUACGGAGCUGCUCUUCAAGAGCUCCAUCAUUGAGGCAUGUCGACAGUUUCCCGACAAGUUCUCCUGUCACUUCCACGUCACGCAACAGAGGGCAGAAGUCGACCCGCCCCUGCAGCCRUUUGUCAGAGGUGGAAGAAUCACAGAGGAGGAGUUGCAGGCUCACGUGAACCCACAAAGGACUUUGUGCUACUUGUGUGGACCUCCACCCAUGAUCGAAGCGAUUUCAAAAAGCCUCACUGACCUCGGCCUCUCAAAAGACAGGAUCCUCUUUGAGAAAUGGUGGUAGGUCAGAGGCGGUCGUCGGGAGAACGUCRUGUGAACGAUAACAAGUGAAAACCUCUGAUCCCUCCUGUGGCUUGACCAGUAACAGACUGGAGGACCGACUCACUCUUCACCUAACAAGUGACUCAAAGGCUGUGAUUUUAUUUCCUGUAAUCUAACCAGGAACAACUGCUUGUGUAACACUUUUCAACAAAACUGUGUCACCAAGCUUCACGCAGGCUUGUUGAAUAUCUCAUUCCUCCAAGUGUUAAAGCAGCACAGUGGCUUUUAUAAAGGUUAUGUUUCAGACUAGUAACAUUAAAUCAAACAGUAGCUUCACAUGUAACAGUCACACCUUCAGAUAUCAGCAGGUAAAGUCACCUGCUUCCUGACUGGGCAGAUGAAACAGAAGUAAAUAUUUUAGAAUAAUUGUGACGACUGAAUCAAUGUUUUUUUUUCUAACGUGAAGUAGAAACUUGAAAAUCCUUGGCCAGCCUGUUUAACUCACAGUUAUAUGCGUACACGGUGCUUAUCUCCUGAUCAGUCUCCUUUCCUCACACACUUCCACAAACUGUUCCUCAUCCCAGGGUAGAGGAGGAAGUGUCCCACAGCGCUCUGUAAUGGAAGCUCCAGGUGGUCUCUGAUUGGUUUAAAUCACUGAACCUUCCUUCUGAGACGGUCGCCACCUUCCUGCCGCCGUCUCUGUGAAGGUUAUGUUAAUUCUUCCACUUAUGGAGGAAGCUAUUUUUGGAGGGAACAUAACAUUUAAAUGAAAUAAAAAAAAAACUUUAAGGCA